This is a messenger RNA of Maylandia zebra (zebra mbuna), 2067 nucleotides long. RefSeq names its product protein O-glucosyltransferase 3 (gene poglut3). Gene Ontology annotation, molecular function: glucosyltransferase activity. The record is from RefSeq and is a predicted model, not a curated record. Gene Ontology annotation, cellular component: endomembrane system. NCBI's taxonomy places the organism in Eukaryota, Metazoa, Chordata, Actinopteri, Cichliformes, Cichlidae.
GCGUCACUGGCCAUCACCAGUGGGCGUGUUGUCUUCACCAACAUGUCGGAGUAGGAGUUUCUAUCAAAACUUUUCACUUAAAAUUUAGUGACUGUACACGUUUACUUGGUGCCAGCUGCUGGAGUAUGGCGUGUUACCGGAACGUAGAUGUAGUCGAGCCGUUUCCGAGUGGUUUAAUUAGCCGAUUUGUAAUUUUACUAGUAUUUCAAAGUACAAGCUUCCCGGUUUGUGACUCUGAAGGAAUCAGUCCAGAGAGGUGUCUGAUAUGGGGUCCGGGGCUAAACCCGGACACCGUGUUACCAGUCCGCUACUUCUUUAUUCAGGCAGUGAAUUCAAAAGGAGAAAACCUGACUCUGUCUCCAGGAAAAGACACGUUUAAAGUGAAGAUCGGCUCACUGGAUAAGAAUGAGUACCUCCGUAUCCACGUCCCUCCACCUCUGGACAGAGGAGACGGCUCCUUCCUGUUGAGGUAUCGGCUCUACAGCACUGCUCACAGGGGUCUGAAGAUCCAGGUCUCUUACAGAGAUGCUGCUGUGGCUAGCUCACCCUACACCAUCCAAGGUCCAGUGCAUCAUGAAUACUGUGACUGUCCUGAGCCCGAUGCCUCCGUCUGGCAGAGCGUCAUGCAGUGUCCUGCCGAUGACCGACAGAUUCUAGCUGACUUUAAGUCUUUUCCCACCAUCGACCUGCAGCAUCUCAGGCAGGAAGUGCCUCACAGAUUCUCCAACAGAGGAGGGCUCAUUCACUACGCCAUCAUCAACAACCACGUGUACCGGCGCACGCUGGGAAAAUACACCGACUUCAAGAUGUUCUCUGAUGAAAUUUUGCUAUCAUUGACGAGGAAGGUGAGGGUGCCUGAUGUGGAGUUUUACAUCAAUGUGGGUGACUGGCCGCUAGAGACAAAGACGUCGGCUGCUGUUCCGAUCUUAUCGUGGUGUGGCUCCACAGACACACGGGAUAUCGUCCUCCCUACCUAUGAGGUCACACACUCCACCCUGGAGACACUGAGAGGGGUCACUAAUGACCUCCUAUCUGUCCAAGGGAAUACAGGGCCUCCGUGGGUGAAUAAAACUGAGCGGGCGUUUUUCCGGGGUCGGGACAGUCGAGAGGAGCGUCUUCAGCUUGUAUCACUGUCCAAAAAAAACCCAGAGCUCCUUGAUGCCGGCAUCACUGCGUGGUUCUUCUUUAGAGACCAGGAGAAACACGUUGGCAAAGCAUCACUUGUUGGAUUCUUUGACUUCUUUAAGUACAAAUAUCAGGUGAACAUUGAUGGAACAGUGGCAGCGUACCGGUUUCCUUACCUGAUGCUCGGGAACAGUCUGGUUCUGAAACAAGACUCUCAGUACUAUGAACAUUUCUACAGCCACCUGAAGGCAGGAACACAUUACAUUCCUGUGAAGAGAAACCUGUCGGACCUUCUGGAGAAGAUCAGAUGGGCUAAAGAGAACGACGCUGAAGCACAAGAGAUCGCCAGAGCGGGCCAGGCAGCAGCCAGAGAGCUGCUGCAGCCCAGCAGGCUGUACUGUUACUACUACAAAGUGCUGCACAUGUAUUCAGAGCGACAGACGGGACAGCCGACACAACACGCAGACAUGGAGCUGGUGCCUCAGCUGGAUGACCACACUGCUGCCUGCAAAUGUGAGCGUAAAAGCUACAAAGAAGAAACGGACGUGAAGGAUGAACUAUGACGGGCUCCGGCUUUAGACUUUAAGCACUCGAGUCUCUUUUUCUGUGUGAAAACAUUCCUGAUAUCUAAAGAGUGAAGAUGAUAACGUAAUGUUCCUGAUGCCUAAGGGCAUAUGAAUGUUCAGCAUUCCACUUUAAUUUUGGACAGUAGAGGGAUUUUAUGAUAAAACCAUAGCUGUCAGAAAUUUUGAGAUCGAGCUCAAAAACAAUCUGUGAUCAUGUGAGCAUUAAUGUUUUAAAAUGUGUUUUAUGUUGUUGUUGUGGGAGGUUUUUUUUUUUUAUACCUGUUUAGUAAUGGAGGAACUUGGAUGAGUGUAAAUGUACCUUUAAAUUGGAUACUUGUGUGCUUUAUCUAAACUAAAAACUUUGUCUUAAAAUAUU